AUGGCCUCGCCAUCCGACCCAUGGUUGGACUACCUGCGGAACCAAGGCCGCAGUGACGCAUCCGCGAGAACACCCGCGGCGACAACGGCCGGACUCGGCCCACCACCUGGACUGAGCACGGCGGGGCCACCACUUUCCUUUGGACCUUCCUCAGGACCGACGCCCAAUGCGCACCACAUGCAGCACACCGCCGACGGCACGAGUGCCCAGAAUCAGAACUUCGGCAUGAAUGCCCAGAGCGCGAACUUCGGCUUGAACACGCCGAACUUGCUCUACGGCAUGAACGCCCAGAACAUGACCUUUGGCGUGAACGCCCCGAACGUGCACACCGGCAUGAAUGCCCAGAACUUGCCCUUCGGCGCGAACACCCAGAACUUGCCCUUCAGCUUGAACACCCCUUGCCCCAAUGCGAAUCCUUUGCCCGCCACGAACGUGGACCCCGGCACCCAGAUGAACGCAGCUACCUUUGCCUCAGCCAUAGGCUCUGGCCUUUCUGGAAGUCCUCAACGAGUAGUUCAUUCUGCAAUGGACAUGCUGGGAAAACCUUCCCUGCCGGGAGGUCAUGCUGCUCAUCCUCAAGGACGACUGUCGGGAGACGCGCUGAUAGCCCAGGCGCUGAGUCAGGCCCUCUCCGGUGAAAAGAGGCCGAUUCCUUGCUGGAAUGGAGCUACGACCACGCUCCGUUCAUGGUUGAAACUCUUGGCGCUGUGGGAGCAUGAGAGCCAGAUCCCGCAGGACAAGAGAGGCAUCAAGCUCUUGCAGAGCUUUCCGGAGGGCUCUCAGCCCAGGCGUAUCGCCGACACCGUGCCCACGGACAUCCUGAUCUCCGCACAGGGCUACUCGGCGAUCCUCUCGAAGCUUUUGGAGAAGUACGGCCCCUUCUUGGAAGCCACAGGCCCGCAGGCCGUCGACAAGUUCCUAUUCGAAGGAGAGCGCGGACGAGGUGAAUCAUUUUCAUCCUUCGUGGCAACGAAGGAGCUGGCUCGACAGGAGAUGGAAUCCCACCUCGGGGAACAUGUCAGCGACAGGCUUUGCGGGCGGAUCCUCUUGAAGCAGGCCAACCUCAACGAGCUCCAGAGGGAACUCGUUAGUCUGAAAGGACCGAUGAUGCGGACCUUUGAUGAGGUGGCCAACAUGCUCAGACCGUUGGACAGGCCGGAGGCACUUGCUCGACCUGACAACGCUGGUGGACGACCUCGACGAGCCUACUUCGCGAGCCCCGAGCACGCUAAUGCGGACGACCACAUGGAGGACGAUCAGAACGAGCGCGGCUACACCAAGCGCGACAACUACAACCGGCCCUUUGGAGGAAAGAGAACCUUCCAAAAGGGAAAAUGGAACAAGGGCGGCAAAUCCAAGUUCAGCCGGAAGGGGAAGCCGAGCGAGGCUUUGGUGGACACCGCCGCCGAGGACGCUGUGAUCGGAUCGAACGCGAUGAACAGGUUGCAUGGCUCUCUUCGGGCCAUGGGAUUGCGAGCCAUUCCAGCGACUGGUGUGGAACUUCCUGGCGCUGGAGGCAUUGGCGGAGCAGCUGUGGUGCAAUCGAUGAUGGAUGUGCCUAUUGGCGUUGCUGGCCAUAACUGCAUCCUCAGGUUUACGGUGCUGAAGGACACCGGGGAGUUUGAGACACCCCCCCUGCUGCCGGUGAGUUUCCUGGAGACGAUGGACACCAUCAUCGACUUCCAGAAGAGCGAGUGCGUUAUUGGCGGCAACACCGUUGAGAUGCUCAGAUUGCCCACCGGACAUCGCGCCAUCGACAUUUUGCAGUACCAUCCCGACGGUUGGAAUUUGCCAACCGAGAUGCGAAAGAACCCCGACCUGGACCCAUUUGUGCUUCCAUCCCACACUUCAUCGGCGACGGUCUCUAUGGUGUCAGUGUGGCUUCAACGAGCAGAUGAUAAAGUUUUUGUGCAAGCUCUACCUGGCGGGCGCCUGCCCAUGAUUGUGCCCGCGGAUUGCAGUGGACUGCCUCCGAAGCACAUCACUCGCCGCCGCACAUCACAUGUCGUGUUCGAUGACGGCAGCGAGAUCACCAUCGAUGACGACUGGCAGACGCAGCACGCCCAUAGAGAGCUUCAGCAGCCCUGGCACGGCAGUGCGAUGCAAGUGCUCCCGCUGGUGAUGAUUUUGGCGCUGAUGGGCCCUGGGGACCGAAUGGACCUUAUGCCCGGGGAAGCGCUUUUUCUAGCUACCAACCGCCAUCACGAAGCGGUCGGAACCGACAGCCAGACGCGCACCCCAGGAAAACCGGUCACCAACAAUCAGAGGCUGCUCAUUUUGACAUCUCUGAGAAUGGAAGCCAGUUUGGACCGAGCGAUCACGGUGCGGGUCAUGAUCUCUAUGUACCGCCGCAGCCACUUCCCAUGCUCAAGUGGCUAUUCAAUCAAGCUCGACAAUUCGUGGUCGGCCAUGGCAUCGCUGAAGGACCGCAUCAACAAGAUGGUCCAUGCCAAGGAUCCGACCGUCCCCAAGGAGCCGAAUCCGCAAAGGGCGAAAAAUGCUUGGCGAAGGAUGACCCUCGCGAUCUUCACCCUGAUCAAGGCAGCCACCGAUCAGCUGGUGGUGGACUACCUGGUGAAGUCAAGAAAGGUGGAGGAAGAGUUGGGAGCCGUGAGUCAGACGACCAUGAAGAAGCAGACCACGAAGAACGUCUCGCAGCAACCCCUCACGCGCUCCAAAGCCCAGAAGAAUUGGGUCCACGAGCCGGAUGUCUGUCCUCACGUUCAGGAGUACCUACGUCACCGAGCAGGUCGAGGCUACUUCUGGUGGACAUGCCUGCAGUGCGGUUCGCGCUGGGAGAGGAAUCAGUUGGAGGAGACAACUGCCGGGAGCAGCAGCAGCAGCCAUCUGGUGGUCGAGAAGCCGCUCAAGGGCUCCUACCCGGAGUAUCUCCCACCGCCUCGCUAUCGCACGGACAUGAACAAACUGGUCAAGGUCACCACCAAGGAGAGCGACAACGUCCCAAAGUCCCAGGGGAGCAUCCUGGCCACGGAGAUCAAGAACCAGGCGACGGCGAUGCUCGAGGACCAGUUCAACCGGGACACCGAGAACGCGAAUGCGGGUCCGGACGGCACGAUCACGGAGAAGAACAACGGGAAGGGAAAUUGCCGAUCGAAGAAUCGAACUCUGACAGGAGUUCUUCCAUGCCGCCGCUCAAAGACUCCCACAAGGAAGAGCGCCGUGGACACCGAGAUCUACGAGCUGAACACGGACUCGGACACCCUGGGAGACAUGGAGAUGGUGGACCCAGCACCGGCCAAGCAGGAGUGGAGCCAUCACUACUUCGAGAACGAGGACUACGGCAAGAUCACGGACUCCACCUGUUAUGAGGCCUACUGGAUAUUCCCAUGUACUACGAGCAAUGCCGCAUGGUCACUAGAGGACCAGGAAUGGAGAAGCGUGCCUAGGAACAUCACCAAGGAGAUCAAGAAGCUAGUCUACACCAGCACCCACAACCUGCUGGGCGAGUUCGGCGUCGACAUUAUGGAGAUCUACAGCCCUCCGCGAGUGACCAAGAUGGCGAGGUCACAGAACGGUCAAUGGAGGAUUGGAGGUGCUUUGGACCUCACCACCGGCUACAACUUCUGUGAUCCCCAGUGUCGGGCAGACACUCGGAGGCAAGUCAAGGAGCUGAAGCCUGCGCUGAUCACGCUGUCGCCGCCAUGCACAAGCUUCUCCCUUUUGAGACAGUUGAGCAACUACCGCAGGGACCCCGAGACGGUGAUUGCUGAGCAAGAAGAAGGAGAUCUACACUGGGACUUCGCUCUCAGCAUCGCGGAGUACCAAGAUGACAACCGUCGCGGGUUCCUACUGGAACACCCGCGGGGAGCAUCAUCCUGGCGGUCGGAGAGGGCUCAAAGGCUGAUGCAGAGACCCACCGUGUUUUGCAUCCAUCUGGACAUGUGCGCCUUUCAGCUGACCACCACGAAGGAGAACCUUCCCGCGAAGAAACCGACACGACUGCUGACCAACGUGUGGCCAUUGGUCAAAUUGCUGGCCAAACGUUGCCCAGGCCAUGAAGUGCAUCAACCUCUCAUUGGAGGACGGGCUGGACCUACUGCGGUCUACACCGACGCCUUCGUCAAGGCCAUCCUCAAAGGACUACGACGUCAUUUGCAGCACCUCGGUGUCUACGCCCAGGUCAACCCUCCUCACGAACUACCAUCACAAGCAAUCGCAGCACUUUCAACGUGGCAUCAGCAGAAAGCAGACAACGAGGCCAAUCGAUUGGCUUCCGUCUUGGCCACGUUCAUCCAGAACGAGGCCGAGUUUCAGGACGAACUGGAGGUCUAUUUGCUACAUUGCUUUCCAUCACACAGAAUUUUGGGAGGCGCAGAUUCAUCAUCGCCUACGGUGGCCGCUUCGCGACCUCUUGCUCGACCAGCAAUUGAUGACGAUGUGGAAACCGACCCUGUGAUGCAAAGCGCAUCGCGUCAACUGGUCCCCAUCGGCGAGGGCGAGAACAUUCAGAAGGCCGCCGACAAGAUCGACACUUGGCAGAAAGCAGAGACCGGACAAUGGUCUCUGGCACCAGACCUCCGACGAGAACUCUACCGUCUACAUCGAAACCUCGGACACCCAGACCGACAAGCCUUCGUGCGUGGUCUUAGGCAUGCCAGCGCCAAGGAAGAGGUGAUCAACUGGGCAAAGCGCUACUUCAACUGCCCGCUGUGUGAGGCCCGACAGAAACCCACACUUCCACGACCCGGUCAUCUGGUGCGACAGAUGGAGUUCAACCAGGUGGUCGGCAUCGACACCUUCUUCUACCCCUUCCAGGAGGUGACCUUGAACUUCCUGAACAUCUUGUGUUGGGGAUCCGGUCUGCAGAUCGUGGAGGAGAUGCCCCAGAAGACAGGCUUCGACACGUUUGAGACCUUCUGCAGGACCUGGCUGACCCACUAUGGACCACCCGGUGUCCUGGUCAUCGACCAGGGAACCGAGUACACCUCCCAGGAGUUCCUUGGCAGAUUGUCAGACAUGGGCCUCAUGAUCCAUGUGAUUGACGCCCGGGCCCCAUGGCAGAAUGGGAGAACCGAAAAGGCUGGAGGCCUGUUCAAGGAGAAGCUGUCCCUCACCUUGCAGGAGAUCCAGGCGACCAGCAAGAGCGAAUUCGAUCAAUGCGUGCGAGAAGUGCAGAUCAACCGCAACAGGUACUACAACCGGAGCGGGUUCAGCCCGUAUCAGAGAGUGUUCGGCUACAACCCGAGAUUGCCGGCAUCCCUGGCAUCCGAUGACCUGUUGGACUCCGAGCUGGUGCACCAGGGAGCAAGUGGCCCCGUCAAGAGAGCGUGGGAAAUCAGAGACGCUGCCAGCCAAGCCUGGAUGAGAAACAAGGACGCCGAGAUGGUCAGCUCUGCUGUGCGAAAAAGGACGCGGAUCUCCGACGCGAAGAAGCUGAACAUCGGCGACUGGGUCUACGUCUGGCGAGACACGGACAAGUACAACGGCUGGAGCGGACCCGGAAUCAUCCUCGCGGAGAGCCCCAACGGCAACUCGCUGUGGAUCAGCCUGAGAGGACAUUUGGUGAAAGCCUCUCGUGAACAAGUGCGUCCGGCUACUGCGGAAGAGCAUCUUGGUGCUGAACUCAUUCAGGAGCUCUCGCAGGAGAUGAUUAAGGACAUUCACACUGGCAAGGUGAAACACUAUCACGACAUCGAGCAGGAAGGUGGCCCCGGUGACCAACGGCAAUUGGAGAUGCCCAUCGAGGCCAUAGAAAACGUCCCUGCUCCCGAAGAGUCACAACAGCCAGUCCAAGAACCUCAAGCACUACCAGCACCGGUGGAUAACAACGUAGACGGAGAUGAGUUAGAUCAUGCCAACGUGGAGGCCGAGAACCAACCUCACGCACCUCAACCAACAGCGGAAGACAUGGAGGUCGAGGCCGGAGAUCGAGAGAGCACCCGACCGCCGUCCUCAUCACGACCUACCAGCAGACCAACUACGCCAGUUAUGAGCAGAAGAUCUACCGUGGUGGUGGACGAAGGCAGUGGCGGAACAACCAGCAUUCCUUACGGACCUCAACGAGCUCCACCGGAAUCAAGAGCCAUGCCUUAUCCCUUCGAUGGAGCUACUCCAGCGUGGCCUACCCCACCGGCAAGAUCAUUCUUCAUGCAGGCGGUGGACUUCGAGGAGGUUGAGCACGGCAAGGACGGAGCAGCGUGGUGGACCAACCAGCGGAUGGGAACUUCGGGAAUCACCCCCAAGGGCAAGGAGACGUUCGACAUCGCGAACUCGGAGGCGAGCUACAGCCAUCGGGACCGGUGCAUGUACCUCGCCAAGGCCAAGACAUCCCCUGGUCAGGUCACCUUCAACCAGCUCGGGAACGAACACAAGAAAAUCUUCAGAGGCGCCCGAGCAAAGGAACUCCAGUCCCUGCUCGACACGAAGUCCAUCACCAUCCUCUCCAAGAAGGAGUCGGAGGAGUUCCGCAGGAACUACCCGGAAGGUGUGUUGGAAUCCAGGUUCGUGGAUCGGUGGAAACCCUCUGGCAAGUUUGCAGUGCUGCCGGAGGAGUACGGCAACGCCAACUUCGACCCCGCCAAGCACGAGGGCCUGGCAGCGAAGUCGCGCUGGUGCGUUGUCGGAUGGCAGGACCCUCAGAUCCACGAGAUUGAGAGAUCGGCCCCCACACCGAUAACCUCAUCGCUGUACCUUUUCUUCCAGCUAGCAGCAUCACGAAAAUGGGGAGCCAGAGUGAAGGACGCGAAAACAGCCUUCUUGCAGUCAAUGCCAACCACGAGGAAGAAACGAUUGGCGUGCACCAUGCCCAAGGACGAAGCCUUCAGCGGCUACAGCGACGACCAGUUGAUCAUGCUCAACACGGAAGUCUAUGGGCUGGUCUCAGGACCCGCAUGGUGGAGACGCUCAUUCCUCGAGGUGUUGGUGAAGGAGCUUGGGUACCGCAUCAAUCCGUACGACCGAUGCGUGUUGACCCUGGAUGCAGAAGAGCGAGGUGAACAGGUUCCCACUCGAGGAGCCAUCGUGAUUGAAGUGGACGACGUCCUGGAGGCCGGCGAUGAAGAACAUCGACGGCGUAUGAAAGUGCUCGAGGAGAAGUUGCGCUUCGGCAAGGCGGUGGAACUGCAGUCGGAGGACCUCGGCACGGGCUACGCGGGACGUCGCAUCAGACAGGAGCAAGACUGCUCAUUCACUCACUCCAUGCAGGACUACGUCCAGAACCGCCUCAAGCAGGUGAUCCUGGAGAACAAGACGCUGAAGAAGAACGCCAGCGAGGUUCCGUUGACAGCCAACGAGGAGACGCAGCUGCGGGGGACAAUAGCGUCCAUAAACUGGAUUGCCCGUGAGGGCAGACCUGACGCUUCAGCAGCCGCGAGCAUCCUUGCCGGAUGCUUCCCAAACCCCACUGCCGAGAAUGCGUUGGAGGCGAAUAGAGUGGUGAACAAGAUCAAGGGCCACAAUGUCGUGCUCCGCAUUUUCAGCAUCCCCGAGGACAAGAUCCGCCACAUCUUGAUCGCGGAUAGCUCCUAUGACCCGUCAGGCAAGCAGAAGCCGCAGCAUGGAUGGUUGCAGGGCAUCACCGAUGACACCUUGAGUCAGGGAGCCUCUGCACCUAUCUCCUUGAUGUCAUGGCGCUCUCGGAGAUUGCGGAGGAAAGCUGGAUCGACCAUGCUGUGCGAAGCAAUUUCCAUGGCAACCGCAUUGGGCGCCAUGGAGAAGCAGGUAGCAAUGCUGGAGUCUCUGAGGUGGUCGAGGUACAGCCCUCGAAAGCACGCUGAACGUGACGAUGACGGCGGUCUUCACGGGACCCCCACGGUCAUUGCCUCGGAGAACCCAAGGUUCGCUGACCCGAACCUGGUGGCCAUCAUCGACGCCAAGUCGGUGUACGACGCCACACACUCAGAGCAGGCGCAGGGAGAAGACGACCGCAGCGCUCUCGAGAUCGCAGUGAUCAAGGAGAGCCUCGCGAAGAUGCAGGGCAGGAUCAGGUGGCUGCCCCACAACUUCAACCCGGCAGACGUGCUGACGAAGAUGAUCGGCGCUCAUGAGGAGCCAAUGUUUGCUUUGCUGAGGAACUGCCGGCUUCGAAUAGAAGCUGAAGCAGAUCACCUCGCAUCUGGUCGUCAGGGCGACCAUAGGAAGAAAUCCACGGUCAACCCAAAGAUAAUUUUGGGGGCUGAGGAAACCACUUAA
This is a messenger RNA of Effrenium voratum, 8151 nucleotides long. Lineage: Eukaryota; Dinophyceae; Suessiales; Symbiodiniaceae. The record is from the annotation of a GenBank genome assembly.